UCGCCGAUUUUCAAUGCAUGGUCAUUCCGUAUGCACUUUUCAGGCGUUAGUAACCAUUGUUUCUAGAAAUUUCCACGUGAAAUUGUGCUACAUUUUCAAUAUUCUGUCAACCUAAAGAGGUGAAAAAUGGCUCUACGAGUUCCACAAGCUCCCGGCAUCGGGCAGAUGCUGAAAGAUGGUGCCAAGCAUUAUGGCGGUCUUGAGGAGGCAGUUUACCGUAAUAUCACAGCAUGCAAGGAACUUGCCCAGACGACACGGUCUGCAUAUGGUCCAUUCGGAAUGAACAAGAUGGUCAUCAAUCACAUUGAGAAACUCUUUGUCACCAACGAUGCUGCAACCAUCAUCAAAGAGCUAGAGGUCCAGCAUCCAGCUGCCAAGAUGUUGGUCUUGGCAUCCCAGCAGAUGGAGCAGGAAAUUGGAGACGGAACCAACUUUGUCUUGGUGUUCGCUGGGGCACUCCUUGAGUAUGCAGAGGACCUUCUAAGAAUGGGCCUGUCCCCUACAGAAGUCAUCGAAGGCUAUGAACUCGCCUGCAAGAAAACCCUUGAGAUACUCCCGGAUCUAUCGUGUGGAGCUCUGAAAGAUCUCAAAGAUGAAGCUGAGGUAACGAGGGCAAUCAAGACAUCUGUAAUGAGCAAACAGUACGGCAAUGAAGACUUCUUUGCUGGGCUCAUCGCUAAGGCAUGCAUUGCUGUACAAACCAGGUCGAACACUUUCAAUGUAGACAACGUGCGAACUACUAAGAUUGUCGGGUCUGGAGUACUAAGCUCAAGUGCUGUUCAAGGCAUGGUCUUCAAGAAAAUUGUAGAGGGAACAUUGAAGAAAGUUGAUAACGCCAAGGUGGCUGUUUUCUCCUGUCCUAUCGAGGCAUCGCAUACCGAAACAAAAGGUACAGUGUUGAUCAAAUCUGCAACUGAACUUCUGAAUUACAGCAAAGGAGAGGAGAAUUCUCUAGAACUGCAAAUCAAAGGCAUUGCCGAUGCCGGCAUCACCGUCGUCAUCUGCGGCGGAAAGGUUGGCGACAUGGCCCUACACUUCCUGAACAAGUACAAGAUCAUGGCUGUGCGCCUCAACUCCAAAUGGGAUCUACGUCGCGUUGGAAAGGUCAUCGGAGCAACGGCACUCCCUCGCCUGACCCCACCCACCUCCCAGGAGACCGGGCACUGUGAUCACGUCUUCAUCUCCGAGAUUGGAGAUACACCCUGUGUUAUCUUCAAACAAGACAAUGACGCUAGCUGCAUCUCCACCAUUGUCAUCAGAGGCUCCACUGACAACCUCAUGGAUGAUAUUGAACGUGCAGUUGAUGAUGGAGUCAACACAUUCAAGGCACUCACAAAGGAUGGACGGUUUGUCCCCGGUGGCGGCGCCACAGAGAUCGAGCUUGCCAAGAGGUUAGCUUCUUACGGCGAGACCAUCCCAGGGCUCUCCCAAUACGCCAUCAAGCAGUACUCCCAGGCCUUUGAGGCCAUCCCCAGGGCGCUGGCGGAGAAUGUUGGCGUCAAGGCCACCGAGGUUCUCUCUAAGCUCUACGCAGCUCACCAAGAAGGCCAACAGAAUACUGGGUUUGACAUUGAGGCUGAAGGUGCUGGAGUGAAGGACAUGCUGGAGGCUGGAGUAAUAGACGCCUAUCUGACAAAAUACUGGGGAAUCAAACUAGCAACCAAUGCUGCCGUCACUGUGCUUAGAGUAGAUCAGAUCAUCAUGGCGAAACAGGCCGGUGGACCCAAGCCCCCCAAGCAAGGUGGAAUGGAUCAAGAUGACGAUUAGGGUGUUUAUAGUAAUCAAUAUUCAUACCAUAAUAACAGUUGGGUCCGUGGUCUCACAACCUGUGGUACACGUCCCCAAUCGCUGGUUCACAGUGAGCUGGAACAGCUAAGCUCGAAUUCAUAUUAAAGCUGUGUACUUUUUUCGUUGGACAAUGCCAGAUGAAAGAUUCGACGGCAAACAUGUUUGCGCUUACUGUAACUCUGUAUUGUUGCGUCAUUAUUUUGAUUGCAAUAGAUUAUCGCAAGUCGGCAUGGCUUUCGCCCUCCUUAUACUAGAGUAGCACUGUAAAUUUUGAAUCUGCUCAGGUAUCCUCCGUAAGCGAAUUCUGCCUUCUUCUUGAUUUGUCCCAAACUGAAACAUCAAGAAAUGUAUCCCAUACCUACCUGGGAGUUAAGCAUUUCUUGGUGGUUACUUUUAUGACAAAUUAAUGUUUUCAAAAGCAUUUUGUGGUUGUCUUGUUGAUAAAAACAGGCCAUUUCGUAAUGUUGUGCUCAAAAUUUGGGGUAAAAAAAAGAAAAAGAACAGUCCAUGUUGUGCUUUCCUCUUUUCAAGCUGUCUAAAGCAAUGUUCGUAGCUCACAGAGUGUGAGGCUGAACACACCCCCCUCCCCCCUGAAUGUUUGUGGCCAGUACAUGUAGGAUAUUGAAUAAUUUAAUUGGGAUAACCCCUCUUUUGCAAGAAACUCGAUGUCAAUUAUAGGCUCAUUGUUCAACCCCAAAUUAAUAAUCACUUAAAAAUCUUUGAAGGUCUGUGGCCAUUUCUAAAGAAAACAAACACAAACAUGAUUUAUCAUUGUGUGGAAAUGGCCAGUCCAUGUUGGGUAUAGGAUCAUGCCAAGGUGCGCGUCAGUUGUGGGUAGGAAUGGCCAAAAGGCGAAGCCUCAGCAGGACCAUUCCUAACCACGAAUAAAUGGCGCAUACAAUUGGGUCCAUUUUUAAAAAAGAAGACAAAAAAGCGAAAAAAAACAACAUGAUUUAUCACUAUUUAAUUAUUCUAAACCACGCCUUGUGUCUUGUGAUAAUGCCUGUUACUGUUGCCUUAAAACAGUAUUAGGGAAAAUUGUGCAACAGUGUAAUACUUUUGUAGAAAUUCUUCUUGAAAUGUUUUUUUUUUUGUAUUAUUUGAAACCAAAAGGUUUUGUGUGUGCAGUGAGUAUGAAUGUUUUUGUCCAUAAUUAAUAC
This is a messenger RNA of Asterias rubens (European starfish), 2948 nucleotides long. Its product is annotated as T-complex protein 1 subunit theta-like. The record is from RefSeq and is a predicted model, not a curated record. Gene Ontology annotation, biological process: protein folding. Gene Ontology annotation, cellular component: chaperonin-containing T-complex. The transcript is spliced from 12 exons. Lineage: Eukaryota; Metazoa; Echinodermata; Asteroidea; Forcipulatida; Asteriidae. Gene Ontology annotation, molecular function: ATP hydrolysis activity; ATP binding; ATP-dependent protein folding chaperone. The coding region runs from base 127 to 1767 and encodes 546 amino acids.